AUGCCAUCUGCGUCUGUUCCUCUCUCAGCAAUUUCUCUUUAUCCCGAUUCAGGAAAAACCCUUUGGAAUAACCUUUCUCUGAAAAACUUUGAUGAGAAAUAUGAGUUUUCUGGAGAGUCUGAUUCAUUCAACCAAAAAGUUGAAAUUGAGAUAAAAUAUUUUGCUAAAGCUUUUAAUCAAAAGAAAUUGGGUGAUUCGAAUGAUUAUGAAUUUAUAAUUGAGACAUUUAAAAAAUUUGGCACCAGCAAUGAUUCAUUAUCUCUUGAAAAAAAGAGACAAUGGAUUGUAAGCUUAACUCAUAAUAUUUCACAUUUGGAUACAUCAUUUCGUCCACUUGUUAAAACGGUUCUUGGAAUAGUUUGGAUUAUUUUUGAUGAGAAUACUCUUCACACUUUUAUCAUUUUUAUCCGAACUCUAAUUUCAACUCAUUCAUGUUAUUCUGUGGAAGCUUUGAACAUGGCAGCUGAAAUUCAAGGAAGUUUACACGAAGUUGAAGAUAUGGAGGAUGAAAUGGAAUUUUUUAAUUUAAAUUAUAAUCCGGGAGAUAUCACAAAAAAAUCAAAAAAUAAUAAAGAUGAAAUACCGAAAAAGGAAAAUAAUCAAGAUGAUAAUGUGGAUGAGAAAAACACUUUUCCGGAUUCCGAAAAUUUAUUUGAUAUGGAAUUGGACGAAGAAUCUGAUGAUAAUGAAAGUGAAAAUGAUUUGGAUCUUGAUCUGGAAGAAUCGGAAGAAGCUCGUUAUGAUGUACAAGAUUUAAUGGAAAAACUUGAUUGCAUGAUAAAGUUACUACUUGACUUUUUUAAUUGGAACUUUAAAAUUUCUUUAUCAAAAAGAGAGUAUCUGGAAGGCACUUUUCAAGAUCUAAUGAAAAUAUUUUCUAACACGAUUUUGUCAACAUUCAAAUCUCGAUAUACACAAUUUUUAAUAUUUUGGCACGUGUCAUUAGAUCGACAAUUUCUCGAACAAUUUCUGACAGCUUUAUACUCAAAUUUAUGGAGUGAAAGUCAUCCUCAAGGCGAAAAAAUCUCAUCAGCACUUUAUUUGGGCUCUCUAGUGGCUCGAGCAAAUUUCAUGGAUGAAGCUGCAGUUCUCUCUUCAGUAAAAAUAUUAAUGAAUUGUGGUUGGCAACAGAUUUUCCGUUUUGAAAAUAACGUAAAUUACCCAGACCCAGAAAAAUACGGAGUUAUGUAUUCUAUCAUACAGGCAUUAAUGUAUAUAUUCUGUUUUCGCUGGAAGGAUUUAAUUAUUAGAAAAGAAGGAGAAACACUGGAACAGAUGAUUUAUCGGCUUAAAAGAUCUUCAAAAACAAAAAAUUCAGAAAAAAAUUGGUGCGAGGAAAUUCGAGGGCUUGAAAGAUUAAUCGCAUCCAAAUUCGAACCUUUAAAGAUUUGCUCACAAGGAAUUGUCCGACAGUUUGCGAGAAUUUCAAACAGCCUGAAUUUCAUGUAUUGCUAUGCUCUUAUGACGAAUGGGCAACAACUUAUAAUCCCAUCUCGGAUGAUCCACGACCAGGACUACAACAACUACCACGAAGACGAUAAUGGAAACGGAAAAUACGAAGGCAAUGAUAUCGGCGGCGGCAAAGGAGAUGAUGACGAUGAUAAUGAUAAAUUACCUACUCGACUAGAUCAGUUUACAUUUUUUCCUUUUGAUCCAUUCCGCUUGAAAACAUCAUCAUGUUAUCUAAAAACAAUUUAUCGUGAAUGGGAAGAAUUACCUUUUAUUGAUAACCUUGAAUUCAUUCCCAAUAAUAAUACAAUUUCUCCACAUGAAACUAGUUAUAGUCAAAUGGAAGAAUAG
Messenger RNA from Ambispora gerdemannii, 1800 nucleotides. NCBI's taxonomy places the organism in Eukaryota, Fungi, Glomeromycota, Glomeromycetes, Archaeosporales, Ambisporaceae. The record is from the annotation of a GenBank genome assembly.